Messenger RNA from Arabidopsis arenosa, 901 nucleotides. The record is from the annotation of a GenBank genome assembly. NCBI's taxonomy places the organism in Eukaryota, Viridiplantae, Streptophyta, Magnoliopsida, Brassicales, Brassicaceae.
AAAGGACGGACAAAGUUGUCUGUGAGAGGAAAUUAGGGUUUUAUUCUCGAUAAUGGCUACGAAUCCAAGCGACGGCGACAUGACUGACGGAGAAAAAAGCAGCGAGCACGCGACGACGGAAUCCACGGAGGCGUCGAGUGAGGAUAACGGUUCGAUUCAGAAAAAACGCAAGAUCGAUGCGGAUUCUGUUGUUUUAAACGAAGAAGAAGAGGAGGAGGAGGAGGAGAAGAAGGACGAAGAUGAAGACAGCUGCGAAAGCGACCAAGUUUGGGGAUUCGAUAGCUUCGAUGAUACAGAUUUUGAUACCGAGCAGAGUGAUGAUGAUGUGGAAUUUGAAUGGAAUCGGUAUUUGUACCACGUUUACAAGAGCCGGGGUUUCAAGGUGGAUAGUGAAAUAGUUCCAAAAGGAUCUUUUAAUGGGUGUCGUCCAUUCGAUUUAGAUAAAAAGUUUCUGCACAAUCUCUCGGGACGUGAGUACAUGGACAAUAUGGCCAAGUUGGCUCUUGCUAAAUACAACCAACACAAUCAAACCAAUGUCAUGUUUGACCAUGUUGUGAGGGCCGUGGUGAAAAGGUGCUCUGGAAUCAAAUCUUACAUAACUUUCAUGGCUAAGGAGUCUCCUCAAGGUGAUCUCAUUGAGUAUCAAGCCAAGACUGAGUGGAAGGCGUGGCAGAGAAAUGCUCAUGCCAUUCUCUGCAGACCAGCUCUUCAAAUGAAACCUAUUCCUGCCAGAUACUUACCCAAUCCUCUGCCCACCGACUCCUAAACACGAGAAGAAAGGUAUGAGAAACUUUCUUCAAAUCUCUUGUUUAGUUAGUUUCGUUAUCCCUCUUCCUAGGUAGAUUUUGUCAGUAGUUGUGUUAUCCCCAAUAAUUGUUAAAAAGAAAAACAUUGAAAUUGU